Zingiber officinale is the source of this 2710-nucleotide messenger RNA. RefSeq names its product casein kinase 1-like protein HD16. The record is from RefSeq and is a predicted model, not a curated record. Gene Ontology annotation, cellular component: cytoplasm; nucleus. Gene Ontology annotation, molecular function: protein serine/threonine kinase activity; ATP binding. The coding region runs from base 304 to 2367 and encodes 687 amino acids. The transcript is spliced from 16 exons. NCBI's taxonomy places the organism in Eukaryota, Viridiplantae, Streptophyta, Magnoliopsida, Zingiberales, Zingiberaceae. Gene Ontology annotation, biological process: endocytosis; peptidyl-serine phosphorylation; signal transduction.
UUUUCCUUGGAAUAAAGAGGAAGAAUACCCGAGAAUUACAUUUUUCUGCCCUCUCUCCUCUCUCCUCUCUUCUCUCUCCUCUCUCUAACUGCCAAAUCGACUCUGCUGUAGCCGGAAAUCCUCCUUGUUCCGUCGAUCCCUACUUCCGAUCGACGAUCCGCCACCUCCCCCGCGCGAUUCCCGACCCUUUUUUCCUCGAAUCGAUUGUUUGCUGGUUGAGAUUUCCGGCGCGGUGAUGGAGCUGAGACUUAUACCAUCGGAUGGGGUCGUUGGUUACUUUGAGAUAGGUGUAGGUAAGUGAAGAUGCCCGAGCUGCGUAGCGGGCCGCGAAGAGGCCGAGCGCAGCUGAAUCCGGUGCCUAAAGCUGCCCGUGGGGCGGCUCCGGCUACGAGGAGGAGAGGGGCGGCAGUGAGGAGGAAGGAGACGGGCGAUGCGAAUGAUCUGAAUAGUCCUGUCCAGCAGGAGGAAAUUGGUUUGGUUGAAGGUGAAGGAGAAGGAGAAGGUCGGGGAGAUCCGCAAGGAAAUAAGGAGGAAGGAGUCGCGGACAAGAGAAUGGAUGAGUUCGAUGGCGGUGGGAGGAAUGCUGACAAGCUUCCUGGCGCUGAGGAGGAGGGGAGCACUGCGCCCCUGCCAGAAAAGGUCCAGAUUGGCAACUCACCAGUAUAUAUACUUGAUAGGAAACUUGGGAAGGGUGGAUUUGGACAAGUAUAUGUUGGUCGACGAAUUUCUGCUGUCAAUGUGGAUGACAGAAUCACUGGUUCCAAUGCUUUGGAGGUGGCACUGAAAUUUGAGCAUCGAACAAGCAAAGGGUGUAACUAUGGGCCUCCUUAUGAAUGGCAAGUCUACAACACACUAGGUGGAGUUCAUGGUAUUCCACGAGUUCAUUACAAAGGCCGUCAAGGCGACUUUUAUGUUAUGGUCAUGGAUAUGUUGGGUCCAAGUUUGUGGGACACGUGGAAUAACAAUUCUCAUACGAUGUCCAUUGAAAUGGUAGCAUGUAUUGCUAUUGAAGCAAUUUCUAUCCUUGAGAAAGUUCACUCUAAAGGAUAUGUUCAUGGGGAUGUAAAGCCAGAAAACUUCUUACUUGGUCCUCCUGGAACUCCUCAAGAAAAGAAGCUUUUUCUAGUUGAUCUUGGAUUAGCGACAAAAUGGAGGGAUAGUGUUACAGGUCAGCAUGUUGAGUAUGAUCAGAGGCCUGAUGUUUUCAGGGGAACUGUACGUUAUGCUAGUGUUCAUGCUCACCUAGGAAGAACUGGAAGUAGGAGAGAUGACUUGGAAUCACUUACUUAUACCCUUAUAUUUCUUCUCCGAGGUCGUCUACCGUGGCAAGGGUACCAGGGUGAGAACAAAGGCUUCCUUGUCUGUAAGAGAAAAAUGGCUACUUCCUCAGAGUCACUGUGUUGCUUUUGCCCACAACCUUUCAAGCGGUUCAUUGAAUAUGUUGUCAAUUUGAAGUUUGAUGAAGAACCGAACUAUGCUAAGUGCAUCUCACUAUUUGAUGAACUAGUAGGUCCAAAUCCAGAUAUCAGACCUAUCAACACAGAUGGCGCUCAAAAGCUUAUUGUUGGUCAAAAGAGAGGCCGACUCACCAUUGAUGAAGAGGAUGAAGAGCAACCAAAGAAGAAAACCCGUGUUGGUAUGCCUGCAACACAGUGGAUCAGUGUCUACAAUGCCAGGAGACCUAUGAAACAAAGAUAUCACUACAACGUUGCUGAUGCAAGGAUUGCACAACACAUUCACAAAGGAAAUGAGGAUGGGUUGUUCAUUAGUUCGGUUGCUUCUAGUUCAAAUUUAUGGGCAUUAAUUAUGGACGCUGGCACUGGUUAUACUGCCCAAGUUUACCAACUUUCCCCGUUGUUUCUGCAUAAAGAGUGGAUAAUGGAGCAGUGGGAGAGAAGCUACUACAUCACUGCUUUAGCUGGGGCAAACAAUGGCAACUCCUUGGUUGUAAUGUCAAAAGGCACACAAUAUGCACAACAAUCAUACAAGGUCAGCGAGUCAUUUCCCUUCAAAUGGAUAAACAAGAAAUGGAAGGAGGGUUUCUUUGUAACUGCAAUGGCCACUGCAGGAAGUAGAUGGGCAGUUGUCAUGUCACGAAAUGCUGGUUUUUCAGAUCAGGUUGUGGAGCUUGAUUUCUUAUACCCCAGUGAAGGUAUACAUCGAAGGUGGGAUAAUGGUUAUCGCAUCACUGCAACUGCUGCAACAUGGGACCAGACUGCUCUAGUUUUAAGUAUUCCUAUAAGAAAACCUAUUGAUGAAACACAAGAGACGUUAAGGACAUCUGCUUUCCCCAGCCAACAUGCCAAGGAUAAGUGGGCUAAGAACCUCUACAUCGCAUCUAUCUGUUAUGGAAGGACAGUUUCUUGAAUCCUUAUCCUGCUGGAAGUAAUUCUGAUUUCAAUCAAAGCUAUUUCAGUUUAAGAUUUGUUUUAGUGACAAAUACUUGUACCAGAUGCAGACCAAGGAUUUUUAAUAUAUAAUCUCGAGUCUCUUGACAGCCAUAUCUAAGCCAACAAAUGAAGCGCUGUUAAUUCCUACAGUUGCUCUUGCUUGAGCUGUAGUCCGUGCCUUUGUGGUCGACUUAGAGACCUUGUGGUCCUUUUAAUCAUUUUUGUUUGUACAAAUAUUUCACUUAUAGAAAAGGCGUAUACCAUAUUUAUUGGCUUAGCUUUUGCUGGAGACAGAUUCAUAAUAUAUGAUACUUAAUAUC